AGGCAUCAUAAAUAUGUGGUAGGCCCUGAGUGUAGAUAAGGAUUUAUGGGGAUGGUUGUGAAUAGACAUUUCAGAAUAGUCUAUGGGAGCAGAGAUUCAGCAAGGAGCCUCGUAGCACCUGUCCUGACUGACCCAUUUUAUUCAAAGGCAUAUUUACUCGAUUGUGAGGCUUUGGAAGGAAGAGGCAGAGCAAACGGCAACAGAGAUGGCGCGGCUGGUGGCCGUUUGCAGAGACAGCGAGGAAGAAUUCCUCUUCGAGAGGCUGCAGAUCCCGCUUUACAUCGAUGACACCCUGACGAUGGUGAUGGAAUUUCCUGAUAACAUGCUAAACCUCGAUGGACAUCAGCACAGUGGAGGCCAGUUGAAACAGUUCAUUCAGAGGCACAGCAUGCUGAAGCAGCAAGAUUUGAGCAUCGCCAUGAUGGUGACGUCACGUGAAGUCCUGAGCGCCCUUUCUCAGCUCGUCCCCUGCGUCGGCUGCCGCCGUAGCGUGGAGCGCCUCUUUUCUCAGCUGGUGGAGUCUGGGAACCCCGCUCUCGAACCCCUCACGGUCGGGUCCAAGGGAGUCCUGUCUGUCACUCCGAGCUGCAUGAGGGAUGCAAAGAAGCUUUACACGCUUUUCUACGUGCAUGGGUCCAAAUUAAAUGAAAUGAUUGAUGCAAUUCCGAAAAGUAAGAAGAACAAGCGGUGCCAACUGCAUUCUUUGGACACUCACAAACCGAAACCCUUGGGAGGUUGCUGGAUGGAUAUAUGGGAACUCAUGUCGCAGGAAUGUCGAGAUGAAGUAGUCUUAAUCGAUUCCAACUGCCUACUAGAGACCCUAGAAACUUACCUCCGAAAACACAGGUUUUGCACCGACUGCAAAAACAAAGUCUUGCGGGCUUACACCAUCCUGAUCGGCGAGCUGGACUGCAGCAAGGAGAAAGGCUACUGCGCCACCCUUUACGAGGGCCUGCGCUGCUGCCCUCACGAGCACCACAUCCACGUCUGCUGCGAGACCGACUUCAUCGCCCACCUCCUUGGCCGAGCCGAACCCGAGUUCGCAGGAGGGUACGAGAGACGAGAAAGACACGCGAAGACAAUAGACAUUGCCCAGGAAGAGGUCCUUACCUGCUUGGGCAUCCACCUGUAUGAACGGCUGCACCGCAUCUGGCAGAAGCUGCGGGCCGAGGAACAGACUUGGCAGAUGCUCUUCUACCUGGGGGUCGAUGCUUUACGCAAAAGCUUUGAGAUGGCGGUGGAGAGGGUGCAAGGCAUCAGCCGGCUGGAGCAGCUGUGCGAGGAGUUCUCCGAAGAGGAGAGGGUGCGGGAACUCAAGCAGGAGAAGAAGCGCCAGAAGCGGAAGAACCGGCGGAAAAAUAAGUGCGUCUGCGAGAUCCCGGCUCCUUUGCAAGUGAUGGAGGAGAAGGACAUGCGGAGCCAAGAAAAGGAAAAUUUCUUGGAGACCAGCUGCACAGCCUGCGGCAGCCCGGAAGAGCGGAGCAGCUGCGUCGAGGUCAUUGUGACCAAUGCGAACGCUUCCUGCACUUGUCCCACCAGUGGCGCUUUACUGCGCUCCCCUAAAAUAAAGAAAGGUUUAUCUGCUCACUGUAAUGGCAGCGAUUGUGGCUAUUCUUCCAGCAUGGAAGGCAGCGAAACUGGUUCACGGGAGGGAUCGGACAUCGCUUGCACCGAAGGGAUUUGCAACCACGAUGAAAAUGGUAGGAAUGCUAUAAAAGUGGAUGAUCCGUGCAUCCACCGUUGCGAAGACAAAGAAGAGGAUGGGGACAGUUGCGUGGAAUGCUGGGCGAAUUCGGAAGAUACUAACAUGAAAGGCAAAAACAAGAAGAAGAAGAAGAAAAACAAGAAGUGCGAAGCCGAGCACAUCCAAAAGCUGAGCAGCUGCCUGGUGGAGACCAGUAACCGAGAGGGUCCGGUGACUGCCACGCACACAGACUACCACCGAGACAAGACCAAAGACCCCCAUGCCGAAAUCUGUUGUCGCAUAGAAAAAGCUGGGCCCGCAACGGUACCUUGGCUGGAGCACAGGAAAACAGCCUUGUUGCGUGCGGAAUCUUCAGAGGCACCUCCUGCUCCGGAAUCAGGGAAGGGCGCAAAGAGUUUGGUGGAGCUCUUGGAUGAGUCCGAAUGCACUUCCGAUGAAGAAAUAUUCAUCUCGCAAGAUGAGAUCCAGUCCUUCAUGGCCAACAACGAGUCCUUUUACAGCAAUAGAGAGCGGUACCGACAGCAUCUGAAGGAGAAAUUCAACAGAUACUGCCGCCUGAACGAUCACAAGAGGCCGGUGUGUGGCGGUUGGUUGACAACAGCUGGAGCAAACUAAACCGAAUAAAAUUAGCUCUGUCUUUCAGUCAAACUGUCAAAAAAUGACUACUUGCGCGUUUUCUCUGUCUUCGGAAAACCGUCUCUCUUAGCGACUAAACAAAAUUGUAUCUUUUUAAAAAGGAAAAAAGACAAAAAAAAAAAGACGGUGGUUUUCUUUUCUUUCGGUCUUUCUGUCCUUUCUGUCUUUUUUCUUUCCUUUUUCCUUCUCUUCCCUUUCCUUUCCCCUUCUUUCUUCUCUCUCCUCUUCUCUUUCCUCUUUCCUUCCCUUCCCCUUCUCUUUUCUUUCUCUCCCCUUUCCCUUCUUCCCUUCUCUUUCCUUCUUUCCUCUGCAGGAGGCUGGUGGAAUUUAAUCCCUUUAAUUUAGUUCCCUGCCCCCAAUCUUACUGUAUUUCCAGGCUUCCUGGUCUCUAGUUUUUGACAAAGAGAACUGAGACCAGCCCCAAAACUUAUCCUAAUUUAAAAGCCACCUCUUUUCAUUCAAUGUUUCUCUUAACUGUGACACUUAUCAAACAGGAAAAAAAAAAAGCAGCUUAGUGACAAAAGUAAUGUUGUACUUAUAAUUCUGUACAGAAAUGACAAUGAGCUCAAUAUAAAAAAGGAUUUUACAAAGUAGACAUCCAUUU
This is a messenger RNA of Pseudonaja textilis, 2945 nucleotides long. Lineage: Eukaryota; Metazoa; Chordata; Lepidosauria; Squamata; Elapidae. The record is from RefSeq and is a predicted model, not a curated record.